UUGAUCCUCAAUUUUCAUCCUGUUUUUGGACUCGCUGGCAGGUCCCAGCGCAUUUUUACUAGAUCAAGCAACUUUCUCUCAUUUGUGUCAAUAUGUGUGGUAUCUUUGCUUACAUUAACCAUUUGGUCGAAAAGGACCGUCGCUAUGUUGUGGACACUUUGGUAAACGGUUUAGCAAGACUUGAAUAUCGUGGUUACGAUAGUGCCGGUAUUGCCAUCGAUGGUGAUACGGAAAAAGAGGUUCUCCUCUUUAAGCAAGUUGGUAAGGUGCAAGCUUUGCGCAAACACAUUGACGAAACUCCAAUCGAUUUUGCAAGAACAUCAAUCUCACAAGUUGGUAUGGCACAUACACGUUGGGCGACGCAUGGUCAACCUUCUCCAUUGAACUGCCAUCCUCAUCGUAGUGAUGCAAACAAUGAAUUCGUCGUCGUUCACAAUGGUAUCAUUACCAACUUCAGAGAAUUGAAGAUGGUCUUAUCAAAGCGCGGAUACAAGUUCGAAACCGAAACUGAUACAGAAAGUGUUGCUGUUUUGUGCAAAUACCUCUACGACAGCGCUUCAGGAAGAAAGCCUGACUUCACAUCUUUGGUUAAGAGCGUAAUCAAAGAAUUGGAAGGUGCUUUCUCCUUCGUUUUCAAGUCAAUCCACUACCCUGGUGAAGUGGUCAUUGCUCGUCGUGGUUCGCCUCUUUUGAUCGGUGUCAAGACAGAAAAGAAGCUCAAGGUAGACUUUGUUGAUGUUGAAUUUGGUGGAAACACAGAUGCAGAUGAAUCAUUGAGCGUUCCAACUCAAUCUGGUUUGCUUGCACCUCCAGGUGGCAGACCUGCUGGUCCUGGUUCAUUGUCUGUGCCCAAUGCAAACUUGAUCCGCUCUCAAUCCCGUGCCUUCUUGUCUGAAGACGGUCUUCCCCAACCAAUCGAGUACUUUGUCGCUUCCGAUGCAAGUGCAGUCAUUGAACAUACCAAGCGUGUCUUAUACCUCGAAGAUGAUGAUAUCGCUCACAUCUCUGAAGGUGAAUUACACAUUCACAGACUACGCCGCAAUGAUGGUCUUUCUUCCAUGCGUUCGAUCGAAACAUUAGAGAUGGAAUUGGCCGAAAUUAUGAAAGGAUCUUUCGACCACUUCAUGCAAAAGGAAAUCUUUGAACAACCAGAAUCAGUCGUGAACACUAUGCGUGGACGUGUCAACUUUGAUACUCGUCAAGUGAUGUUGGGUGGUUUGUCAGCGUUCCUUGCAACGAUCAGACGUUGUCGUCGUAUCGUUUUCUGUGCUUGUGGUACUUCUUACCAUUCCGCAUUGGCAACACGUGCAAUUUUUGAAGAAUUGACGGAAAUUCCCGUUUCGAUCGAAUUGGCCUCCGAUUUCCUCGAUCGUCGUACACCAAUCUUCCGUGAUGACGUUUGUGUGUUCGUCAGUCAAUCUGGUGAAACUGCUGAUACGAUCUUGGCUUUGCGUUACUGCUUGGAACGUGGUGCUCUAUGUUUGGGUGUGGUCAACACUGUCGGCUCAACGAUCUCACGUGAAACUCACUGUGGUAUCCACAUCAACGCUGGACCUGAAAUUGGUGUUGCAUCCACCAAGGCAUACACAUCUCAGUACAUCGCUUUGGUCAUGAUGGCCGUUCAAUUAUCAGAAGAUCGUAUCUCAAUGACCGAAAGAAGGAACCAAAUCAUUGAUGGCUUACAUGAUUUGCCCGAACAAAUUCGAACAAUUUUGGCACAGGACAAAGCCUUACAAGCAUUGGCACAUGGAACAUUGGCAAAAGAACGUUCUUUGUUGAUCAUGGGACGUGGUUAUCAACAUGCAACAUGUUUGGAAGGUGCAUUGAAGAUCAAAGAAAUUUGUUAUAUGCACUCAGAAGGUAUUUUGGCCGGUGAAUUGAAGCAUGGUCCUUUGGCUUUGAUUGAUGAAUCUAUGCCUGUGAUUUUGAUCAUGACAAAGGAUUCCAUUUACCCUAAAGUCCGUACAGCAUUGAUGCAAGUUACCGCACGUAAAGGACAACCUAUCAUCAUCUGCAACGAUGAUGAUCAAGACAUUCAAGCAGACGCAAAGACGAUUCGCGUUCCACGUACGAUUGAUGCCUUGCAAGGAUUAUUGACAGUUAUUCCAUUGCAAUUAUUGUCAUACCAUUUGGCAACUGCAGCAGGAGUAGAUGUCGAUUUCCCACGUAAUUUGGCAAAGAGUGUGACUGUGGAGUAAAGAGUCAAAGAAGAAGAAGAAGAGAAUACAAGAGUGAUUUAUCGUUUUACCCUUCCCCCCCCCCCUUCACAACCAAGUUCAACAAGGUCAAUUUUGUCGUGUGUUUUUUU
Molecule: messenger RNA, 2308 nt
Organism: Meira miltonrushii
Lineage: Eukaryota; Fungi; Basidiomycota; Exobasidiomycetes; Exobasidiales; Brachybasidiaceae
Product: isomerising glucosamine-fructose-6-phosphate aminotransferase
Exons: 1
Coding region: 93-2198 (701 amino acids)
Biological process (GO): fructose 6-phosphate metabolic process; protein N-linked glycosylation; UDP-N-acetylglucosamine metabolic process
Molecular function (GO): L-glutamine:D-fructose-6-phosphate transaminase (isomerizing) activity; carbohydrate derivative binding
Source: RefSeq, a predicted model, not a curated record